CCUAUCUGUUCUGUUUACAGCUACAGCUGUCUCCAGUGAGCAGAAUCCUGUUAUUAUAAUUGCCGUGGUAGCUGUGGCGGGGACCAUCAUCCUGGUUUUCAUGGUCUUUGGCUUCAUCAUUGGAAGAAGGCACUGUGGUUAUAGCAAAGCUGACCAAGAAGGGGAUGAAGAACUUUACUUUCAUUUUAAAUUUCCAGGCACCAAAACCUACAUUGACCCUGAAACCUAUGAGGACCCAAAUAGAGCUGUCCAUCAAUUCGCCAAGGAGCUAGAUGCCUCCUGUAUUAAAAUUGAACGUGUGAUUGGUGCAGGAGAAUUUGGAGAAGUCUGUAGUGGCCGUUUGAAACUUCCAGGGAAAAGAGACGUUGCAGUAGCCAUAAAAACCCUGAAAGUUGGUUACACGGAAAAACAAAGGAGAGACUUUUUAUGCGAAGCAAGCAUCAUGGGGCAGUUUGACCACCCAAAUGUUGUUCAUUUGGAAGGGGUUGUUACGAGAGGGAAACCAGUUAUGAUUGUAAUAGAAUUCAUGGAAAAUGGUGCCCUUGAUGCAUUUCUCAGGAAACACGAUGGGCAAUUUACAGUCAUUCAAUUAGUAGGAAUGCUGAGAGGAAUUGCUGCUGGAAUGAGAUACUUGGCUGACAUGGGAUAUGUUCACAGAGACCUUGCAGCUCGUAAUAUUCUCGUUAACAGUAAUCUUGUUUGUAAAGUGUCAGAUUUUGGCCUGUCCCGGGUUAUAGAGGAUGAUCCAGAAGCUGUCUACACCACUACUGGUGGAAAAAUUCCAGUAAGGUGGACUGCACCUGAAGCCAUCCAAUACCGGAAAUUCACAUCAGCCAGUGAUGUGUGGAGCUAUGGAAUAGUCAUGUGGGAAGUUAUGUCUUAUGGAGAAAGACCUUAUUGGGACAUGUCAAAUCAAGAUGUUAUAAAAGCAAUAGAAGAAGGUUAUCGCUUACCAGCACCCAUGGACUGCCCAGCUGGUCUUCACCAGCUAAUGCUGGAUUGCUGGCAAAAGGAGCGUGCUGAAAGGCCAAAGUUCGAACAGAUUGUCGGAAUUCUAGACAAAAUGAUUCGAAACCCAAAUAGUCUGAAAACACCCCUGGGAACUUGUAGUAGGCCAAUAAGCCCUCUUCUGGAUCAGAACACUCCUGACUUUACUACCUUUUGUUCAGUUGGAGAAUGGCUACAAGCUAUUAAAAUGGAAAGAUAUAAAGAUAACUUCACAGCGGCUGGUUAUAACUCCCUUGAAUCAGUGGCCAGGAUGACUAUUGAGGAUGUGAUGAGUUUAGGGAUCACACUGGUUGGCCAUCAAAAGAAAAUCAUGAGCAGCAUUCAGACUAUGCGAGCACAAAUGCUACAUUUACACGGAACUGGCAUCCAAGUGUGAUCAGAAUUGCUCCCUCAGGGAGUUUACAGACUGCGAGAGAACAGUACUGGCCUUCAGUUACACAAAGAAUGCUGCUACAAGACAGUUGAUAUAUGGGGUCCUUCCUACAGUGAAGAGAAGAGUUAAGAAGCACCUAUAGACUUGAACUCCUAAGUGCCACCAGAAAAUAUAAAAAGGGAAUUUAGGAUCCACCACUGGUGGCCAGGAAAACAGCAGUGACAAUAAACAAAGUACUACCUGAAAAACAUCCAAACACCUUGAGCUCUCUAACCUCCUUUUUAUCUUAUAGACUUUUUAAAAUGUACAUAAAAAAUUUAAGAAAGAAUAUAUUUGUCAAAUAAAAUCAUGAUCUUAUUGUUAAAAUCAAUGAAAUAUUUUCCUUAAA
Messenger RNA from Castor canadensis (American beaver), 1769 nucleotides. NCBI's taxonomy places the organism in Eukaryota, Metazoa, Chordata, Mammalia, Rodentia, Castoridae. The record is from RefSeq and is a predicted model, not a curated record.